Messenger RNA from Pelecanus crispus (Dalmatian pelican), 927 nucleotides. Lineage: Eukaryota; Metazoa; Chordata; Aves; Pelecaniformes; Pelecanidae. The record is from RefSeq and is a predicted model, not a curated record.
AUGUUCUUGUCUACAGCCAUCCCGGUCUUCAUCACAACAAUAACUCUGCAGACUUUGACCAAGAUGCUCUCAAACCAGCUAAUGGAUGUGGAGAGUUUGAUAGCAUCAAUUACCAUGCGACAGCUUCCGUGCCUUGCCAAUCCUCCACCGCACCGACUGUUUGCCCUUAGGGUCGCGCUGCUGCUGGGCUCCGUUGCUAACCAAACCCCUCGCCCUAGCGUCGCCGUCCCGUCCCUCACCAAGGCGCUCCUGACGAUGCGCUUGGGGAAUCCCUACAUGUGCAAUAACGAAUGUGAUGCGAGUACCCAAGAACUGGCUCAUCCUCCGGAACUGAUGUUCGAUCUCGAAGGAAGACAUCCCUCCACAUUUUGGCAGUCCACAACUUGGAAGGAUUAUCCAAAGCCUCUUCAUGUUAAUAUUACGCUCUCCUGGAACAAAACCAUUGAGCUGACAGAUAACAUAGUUAUCACUUUUGAAUCCGGCCGUCCAGACCAAAUGAUCCUGGAGAAAUCGCUCGACUAUGGACGAACAUGGCAGCCCUACCAGUACUAUGCCACAGACUGCUUAGAUGCUUUCCACAUGGAUCCAAAAUCAGUGAGGGAUUUAUCGCAGCACACAGUCCUAGAAAUCAUUUGCACAGAGGAAUACUCUACUGGGUACAUGACAAAUAGUAAAAUAAUCCACUUCGAAAUCAAAGAUAGAUUUGCUUUUUUUGCUGGACCUCGGCUUCAUAACAUGGCUUCUCUUUAUGGCCAGCUUGACACAACCAAGAAGUUAAGAGAUUUCUUUACCGUCACAGAUCUGAGGAUAAGAUUGCUUAGGCCAGCAACUGGAGAAAUAUAUGUAGAUGAGCAACACCUGGCACGCUACUUUUAUGCAAUUUCGGACAUAAGGGUAUAUGGAAGGUAAGAGAAUAUAUACCUUUAG